Molecule: messenger RNA, 966 nt
Organism: Fraxinus pennsylvanica
Lineage: Eukaryota; Viridiplantae; Streptophyta; Magnoliopsida; Lamiales; Oleaceae
Source: the annotation of a GenBank genome assembly
AUGGACUCCUCGUUUGGCACUUCGUUUAACAUAUUCAAAAUAUAUCGCCAGUAUUGCGACAUUAUGUCCGCGGUGCAUCCUAGUGUGGGAGAGAGCUACAGGCCAGACGACGAGUCACAGAAAUUGAGAUUUUCAAGAGAGGCACUGGCACAGCUAUUGACGGUGGUGGAGUCUAGUGUGAAUACAAGGGUUUCAAUUCUUGAGGAAGCUUAUAAGCUGAUGUCAACAUUAGACUUGAUGGCAGAUUUUUCUGAGUUCUUGCGAUUCUAUGAUUUUGUCUUCUUCGUAUGCCGCGAAAAUGGUCAGAAAAGAAUCACUGUAAGCAGGGCUGUUAUGGCCUGGAGAUUAGUUUUAGCUGGAAGGUUUCGAUUGCUUGAUCAAUGGUGCAACUUUAUUGAGAGUAACCAGCGACAUAACAUUUCCGAAGAUACAUGGCGACAACUUUUAGCAUUCAGUCGCUGUGUGCAUGAAAAUCUUGAAGGGUAUGAUCCUGAAGGAGCUUGGCCUGUCUUAAUUGAUGACUUCGUUGAGCACAUGUACAGGAUCAGGGGAUCCAGUGACCCUCCUAAUUUAUUCUGCACUUGUCGUGACUCAGAAGCCCAGCAAUCUGAUGGUGCAGGCUUUAAAAAUUUAUACGGGUUGAAAACUUUUCCUGGUUUCAAGAGAAAGUCUAGCAAUAACUUGCAGAAAGCAACGGACUUUUCAGACGGGUAUGUCAGCCCUAAUACCAUGACAAAUGCUAAGCGAAGGCACUUCUAUUCUCCUGGAAAAACUGUUACCUGGGGAGAGAAUCCACAUGGUAAUGCAAUAGACGAUUGUGUAGAAAUUGUUAAGCAUAACAGUCCAUACGGUUGUACAAAGCCAUCGUGUGCAGUUGAAGGCUGCCUUUCCAAGGGUUUUGCUCAACUUUUUUCAAGUGGUUCGCGUUCACAGUUUGACCAGGAUAUAAGAGUCUCUUCUACAUGA